AUGGGGCGCUAUCACGCCCAUCGUCCAAUUUUCACACUGGCUCCCAUAAAACCCUCUCAUGCUCACGAUCUCGGAUAUACUGCCGAUUUAUAUUUCAAUAAGUACGAUUGGUACCCAAUUUCGGCAACAAUCCACAAGAUUUUAGUUCAUUCGGCACAAAUAAUGGAGGCGUCUUUAGUACCAGUUGGCUGCCUAGGCGAAAAUGCAUCAGAAGCAAGAAAUAAGAAAAAUGCACGAAGUAACAAUAUUGUCGAUGUGUUUAAUAGAGCUAUGGAUUCUUCUGACCCUUUGUUAUCAAGUAUCUGCUUAAAUAAUCGUACUAAAACUUUUACUGAACUUUUAGAGUUGCCUGCUGUUCCAGACAAUUUAGACGUGGCUUCUACGUCCCGUCAUGAAGAUGAUGAUGAAAAUUGUAGUUCGGACGACGAUAUAGAGAUGCUCUCUGAAUAUUCUAUUGAGUUAGAAGUUGAUAUUGAACAGGAUUUGGAAUAAUGUAUGGUUAUAUUGUAAUGCAUUUAAAAAAUUAUCUCACAUGCCUGUUAUUAAUGUUCUUCCUUAGACAAAUUUGUAGCUGUCGGGAAAUCCGGUUGUGUUUGCCCGAAAUGCACUCACUA
Messenger RNA from Bactrocera tryoni, 614 nucleotides. RefSeq lists its product as uncharacterized. The transcript has 3 exons. NCBI's taxonomy places the organism in Eukaryota, Metazoa, Arthropoda, Insecta, Diptera, Tephritidae. The record is from RefSeq and is a predicted model, not a curated record. The coding region runs from base 1 to 492 and encodes 163 amino acids.